Molecule: messenger RNA, 492 nt
Organism: Oikopleura dioica
Lineage: Eukaryota; Metazoa; Chordata; Appendicularia; Copelata; Oikopleuridae
Source: the annotation of a GenBank genome assembly
AUGAGCAUGAAAAUUUUUCAAUAUCUUCUUCUGCAAGUUUUUGCGCACGGAAAUGUCUUCAAACUCAAGAGUUUCUCUCCUGAUGAUGCAGUUGCUGGAGCAGCGAAUUACGACAAAAGGGGUCCGUUUUUCAAAGCGGCCAUGAAAAACAUGCAAAAACGCGGCCUCGCAUUCGAUUUCGACCUCUCCGAUUAUUACCGCCAGCCGAAAACUAAGCGUGGUCUUUCAUUACUUAGCUCCGAUCUAGCCGACUAUUUCAACUCGCCAUUCCCGACGAAACGCGGUCUCGGCUACGGAGCACCAAUUUUUGACGAUUUCUACGAUUCUGACUUUACGCAAAAACGAGGAAUUGAGGAUUUGAUCAGCGGACUUGCUCCUGCCAACGGUGGAGACAACGAAGAUGUCAAGCCGAAAAUCAGGCUUUAUCGACGAUUCCAGCCAGACGAUCCAGAGACAUUGGACGCUCUCAUGAAAACUUACUUUCAAAAUUGA